GGCGCGGGGGUGGGAUCGCGGCUGGGUCAUCCCCGAGGCGGGGGCUGGCGCGGAGCAUCCCCUGCUCCGGGGAGGGGGCGAGGAGAAAAGCAGCCCCGGGCCGGCCUCCGCCGCACUCGCUCGCCACUGCUGCCGCGCCGAGGGACCAUGGGCGCGGGCGGGUGCGCGGCCGCGCUGUGCCUGGCGCUGGCCGCCGCCGCCUGCCUGGUGCUGAGCCUGCAGACGGCCGAGCUGCGGGGCAGGGUGGCGGCGCUGGAGGCGCGGGGCGGCGGCCCCCCCGGCCCGGCGCUGCUCGCCCUGCUGCAGCCGCACGUGGAGCAGCUCCUGCGGGAGAAAAUGGGCGAAGGACUAGCCAAGUUACGGACAGCGAGAGAAGCUUCGUCUGACUGCGUAUGCCCACCAGGCCCUCCAGGACGGCGGGGAAAGGCUGGGAGACGAGGAGAACCUGGGAAACCUGGGCAGUCUGGACGAGAUGGUUAUCCGGGGCCUCUUGGUCUGGAUGGCAAGCCUGGACCUCCGGGACCAAAAGGGGAAAAGGGUGAACCGGGAAACUUUGGCCCGAGGGGUGAUCAAGGUCGAGAUGGAGCUGCCGGCCCACCUGGUCCCCCCGGGCCACCAGGUGCAAGAGGGCCCCCUGGAGAUACAGGAAAAGAUGGCCCCAGGGGACCACAAGGCCCUCCCGGCUUGAAAGGAGAGCCAGGAGAAGUCGGUGUGAUGGGCGCAAGGGGACCUCCAGGACUAAAAGGUGAACCUGGGACUCCAGGGGAAAAGGGUGACGACGGAGCUCGUGGAGAGCCUGGGCUUCAAGGACCUAAGGGGGAAAAAGGAAACAUGGGUGCCAUGGGGGAGAAUGGGCUAGAUGGAUCGCCGGGCUCGAAGGGUGAAUCUGGUGAGAAAGGAGGACUGGGACCCAUUGGACCAAGGGGUCCACCUGGUCUGAAGGGUGAACAGGGAGACACUGUCGUGAUUGACUAUGAUGGCAGAAUCCUGGAUGCAUUCAAGGGCCCACCUGGUCCCCCAGGACCUCCCGGACCUCAAGGAGCCCCAGGACCGAAGGGAGAGCUUGGAUUGCCUGGGCCACCUGGAGUUGACGGAGAAAAAGGUCCUAAAGGAUCUAAAGGAGAUGCAGGAACCCCUGGGGCAAUGGGACAAAAAGGAGAAAUAGGAGAAAUGGGCCUUUCUGGUCCACCGGGAAUUGAUGGACCAAAAGGAGAACAAGGAGAAACUGGAUCCCCAUGCUUGCAGAAUAAUCACAUCAUACCUGAGCCAGGACCUCCUGGAUUGCCGGGCCCUAUGGGUCCUCCAGGAAUCCAGGGGCCUAAGGGUUUAGAUGGCGCAAAGGGAGAAAAGGGAGACAGUGGUGAGAAAGGAGCAAAUGGUGAUGUUGGGCCACCUGGUCUUCCCGGUUCCCCUGGACUUAUUGGUUUACCAGGUACCAAAGGAGAGAAGGGGAAGCCAGGAGAGCCAGGGUUAGAUGGUUUCCCAGGUCUAAAAGGAGAAAAAGGAGAAAAAAGUGAAAGGGGAGAGAAGGGAGAAAGAGGAAUACCAGGGAGAAAGGGAGCCAAGGGGCAAAAAGGAGAGCCAGGCCCUCCUGGACUGGAUCAGCCGUGCCCAGUGGGACCAGAUGGAUUGCCAGUACCAGGAUGUUGGCACAAGUGAUCGCUAAGCAUGAAGCAUAAAGUGUGUAAAUAGUAAUGUGAUAUAUUUUGUUCUUUUUUAAUUUUUUGUAAAAAAAAACAAAAAAACAAAAAACUUCAACAGUAAUAUAUUGAUCGUUUUGUACUGAAUGCUGUCAUGUAUGGACCUUUAAAAUGCUCCAAAGUUUGUCAAACCUAUAGGAGAUGCAUGAUAACUUCAGGAGCUGAUGAUAAAGACAAAAAGUGCAGUGGCUGGGAAUGCAAGUAAUUUGCUGCUAACGCUACUGUGUGGACGUGGACUAACUGAGCUGAGACAAUGCGUUGCCUAGUGUGCCUUACAGCAUGGAGGAGGGAGAUCCCUGUGCUCAGUGGCUUUCAGCUCUGCCUUCCCAUUGCACGUGCCUUCCGAAAGGGUGAAAAACUCUGGCUGAAGGCGAAAAAGAAAAAAAGGAUGCAGCCCUAGAAGUGGGAGAAGCUGCGGCCUUUGCACCUGGCAGAAUCAAAGAAGGACUCUCAGCUUGCAGAGAGGGCAAGGCCCACACCAUUUGCUGCUACGUGCUCCCACCAGGAUGGAAACAGCGAGACUGUGAUGAAGUACAAUUCCUCCAAGUACCUGUGGAUGUUUCAGUGACUGUCAACAAUGCUUCUCUCUCUUGGACAGAAACGUCUAUUUAACCUCCUGGGGCUGGGGUCUGAGGAUAUGCAAGUCUUGCUGGGGAUUCCUUCUCUGUUUUCUUCAGGAUCCACAGGAUUAAGGGGACUUGACCUGCCAACAGCUUGCCUGUCAAAAAGACUGUUCAUGCUAUUUGGUUUACAAGCUCAGGCAUAGUGCGAGCUCUGCUAAAAGUUUCUUCCUUGAGCCACAGGGUACUUAAAAUCGCAACCUGGGGUUCCCUUAAGUUGGGAGUAGAUGACAGUAUGAAAUACAGUAUUCAGUCCCUUGGAUAAGGUUUGUUUUGUCAAUGUGAUACAAUUUCAUCUGCAUUCUCCUGAUUCUUCCCUUCCUCCUCCAAUUCUCUGUCUCUUUGCUGCAAAUAAAUGUGGCCUCAGACUCACUCCAUGCAGCCCAAACAUUCAAAACCAGCCUGUGUGAGCUGAGAUGAUAAUGGCCUAGUAUUCCCAUUCAGAGUGCUUCAGUCAGCUCCAUCAGCUUCUGUUGAAGUGUGAACAUCCUGAGAGGCUAGUUUCUCCUAACGGGAUGGGAGAGGACUUCACAGUGGAGGCCGGUGACACUGGGAAGUGGGCAGACAAAACUCAGAUGUACCGGUACACGAUUUUGGUAAUAUUUCCUCCAUCCAGCAAAGGCCAUUCAUUUUGGGAUUCCCAUCAAGGCUGGAAAAGCCAACCACAUCCACCUUAACAGGUAUCCUCCCUGGAAGAUGUAGCUUAGGCCUGGCCUAAUGAACCAACCAUUCACAAACCCUGCACUAAUAGGACACAGUGAUUUUUGUAGGUGAUGUGUUGAUGGAAAGAGGCAGGGGAGGAAAGACCAACAGUGUAGAAGUAGGGCAAAUGGGAGAAACUGAAGAGCAAUGGCAGAAACAGCAAAGCAGAGCUGGCCUGGGAGAGCAGCUGUGGGUCUAUUCCUGGAUAUGACUAGUGGCAUUGCAAUGGGCUACCCAGAGGUGGAGGGAAGGGAAGAGGUCAGCCUCUUGAAAGGAGUUGCAAAACUAGCUGAGAAGAGAUAACUCUGAAAGAAAGAAGUUGAGGGCAGCGGUAGCAUUGUCACCCCUUUGCCCUCUUCCCAAUACAUCAUGUUAUUUUAUCAUGGGACUAGAAGGGAGGUGAUUUUUAACUCUCCAUAUGGCACUGGCAAGACUAGUCCUAAAAUAAUGUAUGUAUUUCUGGUGGCCACUAUUUGAAAAUGAUGAUGAAUAAUUAGAGGGCACAGAAAAAAGCCCCCCACAACAAUGCAAGAGCUGGAGAAAAUGCCUAACAGUGAGGUUUAAGAGUUCAAUCUAUUCGCCUUAAGAAAGAGAUUGAGAAGGGACUCGAUUAUGCUGUGAAAGUACCUUCACAGGGAUGAAACACUGGGUCCUAACAGGAAAGGGCAGGUCACAAAACCAAUCACUGGAGUUGAAGCAAAACAAAAUCAAUUAGGAAAUAAGGUAAUAUUGGUCACAGUACCGCUGCUUACCCACAGGGACAAGUUUCCAAGGGAAGUGGUGGAUUCUCUUGAUGUCUUCAGUUCACAAAUGGAUGCCUUUUUGGAAGAUGCCUUUUGCCAAGCAAAUUGCUGGUCUCAAUACUAGGUGACGGGUUAAAUGUGAGGGCCUGUGGUAUGCAGGUCAGACUAGGUGAUCUAAUAAUGCCUUGCAGCCAGAAACUUUAUGACACUAAGUGGGGGGAGAAGGAAGGAUGGUGAAUCACGUUUUCCUGUAUGUGGAUACACUUGGGUUGAUUUGAGCCCUGUGUUCAGGUCCCCAUUCUGAGUCUGACAAGCAUAUUCAGGGUCAUACUGAACUGAAGAUAUACAGAAGAAUGGGCCCUGGGAGGAUGCUUUACCUAUGUGAGUCAACUUGGCGCACACUUAAUUCCAGCUCUAAUAACACCAGCAAGGUAAUGUACUUGGAACUAUGGGGCGCUUUUCAUUAAUGUCUCCAGGCAUGCAGCUAUUUCAGAAUGAUGUCUGUGACCCCUAGUCACUGCCUUCCUGUAUUAUAAUUACUGGGUCCAGUUAGAAAAGUCUCCUGGGAGCAUAUACAAUCCACAGAUGAAAGCCUGAACUGUAGGUACUCUUCAUGGUAGAUGCAAACUUACAUAAGACUCAAGGAACCUAGAGUAACUUGUCAGCCACGCUAGUUUUAUAUUAUUUGUCUUGUGCUUGAUGACUGUUAAGGCCUAUACCAUAUGCUUUAUUUUCCCUAUAAUUAUAUUGUUUAAAACUUGUAUAAAGUCAGAUAAAUGAACAGGCCAAGAAACAGGAAUUUAACCAACAAUAAAAAUGUCUUUUAUUCCCUUCUAAUUCAUGAAGUUAACUACUGCCUUAAGUUAGAUAGAAAACUCCCUAUGGCUUUUUGCCUUGGAAAAAACUUCCCUUAUGAUCCCUGUUAAUAAAGGUCCUAGAUCCUGCUAUGUUUAAAGUCAAGAGCAAAACUCUCAUUACCUUCAGUAGGAUGAGAUUUGCUGGUGCUGCCUUAAUGCACAGCAAAUAUUUACAGAUGAAAGCAAAAUUAUCUCUUUCAAUCCACAUGGUGGGUUUCUACAUCCUAAAUGUUUCACUCAUGCUGUCCGGGGCACUUCUCCACCAUGGAGUGACUGCAGACAAUGCAAGAUACUGGAAAUGUCCAAAAACGGUCUUCAGUGGAGACCGGAGAGGGAAGAUUUUGUAUAGGCUGACGGAAGCUAAUUUUGCUUCUAGCUGCAGGAUGCCCUGUAGCACUAAUACUACAGCACAGUGCAACUUCCGAAGCUUUUAAAAUGACAUCAACUUUCUAUGAAGAAAUGCAGAGUUGUAUGAAACAGCAACCUGUGGCAUAUCCAGUGUUUGUAAGCAUCAGCGGUGAUCGCUGCUCUGCCUGAAAGGCCUGUCAGUAGGAAGUACUGGCCUAGCGCUUGCCAAGCUGCGGUUAUGCUAAGAUGGAAAAGCCUCUGCUGCUGCAGAAGCCUGGCGCAGCACUGGAGGCAGAGGCAUCCUUUAGCUGAACAGUGCUCUCAGUUAGGGUGGAUCCUUGCUCCAUGCAGGGCCGACUGCAGGGAAUUCCUAACCAGCCUCUAUUGAAAACGGAGAAUAACAUUAAAGCUACCCUGUGGUUGAUGCUGCAGGAGCUGUGGGGCCAUCUCCGAGCAUGAAGUGCUUUGGGCCAGUAUCUGCUGGGCAGACUCCCAUCUGCCAAGCCCCCUCCUCACUGAAGCAGUUGAAGCCUUUGCAGAGAGAUGCUCUAUGGAAAGCAGAGGCUGCAGAACCUAAGAAACUUGUUAUAUGCUACUCCCCCCAGCCCCGUGUAACCAAGUCACACUGGUGAUCUGCAUCUAGGACUUUCCAGGCCUUACGUGAGGUCCAAGAGCUGGCCCCACACAUAUUCCUUAUUCAGUAUAUGAUGCAGAUUAACAUAAACUGAAUUAGAGGGACACCCUCGUGUCAUAUUAACAGUAAAAGGUGCAGGCAGAAAGGCUUAUUCUCUAGAUUUCCCAGGUGCUUUCCAUGUACAUAAAGCCUGGGUAGCUUUGUUAGACGAGAAAUUGCUUUGUGACAAUCAGGGAGAGAGAUCUGCGUUGCUCAGCAAGUUGUUUUCUACUUGUUUGGCUUGUUUGUUUGUUUUUUUCCUUUCCAAGAUGCUGUAAAAACACAUUUAUGUAAAUCUUUUUGAUCAGUUUAUUCUGAGUGCACAAACAGCUAGUGAAGAUAAAUCUUAAUAAUGGGCAGUGCUAGCAGCCUAGUCUAAACCCUUGGACCUCAGUAAUUACAUUACUGAGCACGAUGGGUUUCACUUUUCUUUCCAAGAACCAGCUCUUUCCGUAUCUGACUGGAGAAGCUGCUUUAUAGCCAAGCAGAGGAAGCAAGACUAAACAUUACCACUAGAUGUCAGUCAAAUGACAGAUUAAAAAAUGAGGCUGCUUCUAUAUUUGAAAUUUAGGUCAUUCUGAGACUGAUUUAUUUAUCUUCAGCAUUAAAAUACUUAAUAUGUAAACUACAUGUAUUCAUCAAUAAACAUGUAUGUGAUUUGGAUAAAACACUUAAAAACUAGUCUUCAUUGGGUGGGAAACAAAGCACAAGUCAAAUUCAUGUUUCAUAGUUUCAUGUUGUUCAUCUGGUUACGUACUAUUCAGUUAUGUAGCCUGAAGAGAAAAACAACCCCCCCCAAAAAACCCCAGAGGCUUUUAAGAGACUGGUCUGGCUUGAAUGAAACUAUUAAAGUCUGAAGGAUUUCAUUAUACUGCUGUUUAGCCCCUGAUCACUCCUCGGAUCAUUACGCUUGCCCUUUGGGCUAUGCUCGGAGGACAGGUGCUUGCUCUCAGAUGUGCUCCAGGUCCAAUCCAAUAAAAAGCGACUGGAUCUGGUCAGGUUAUUAGCAAUAUCCUGUCUGUGCCAUCCUGCAGUUUGGUCACACUGGGAAAUUAGGUUUCUAAUACUGGGCAGGAGAGUUCACUGAAGUACAGAAAACAAAUCCUACUGAGUCUGAUGGGUUCUGCAGCCAGUGCUCAGACAGCAUCUACUUGCCUUGAUGACGAUGUAACAGAGUGAGAACGGGCGUCAAUCAGUUUAAAUCCAGGUUUAAUUCCAAUUUAAUUCCAGGUUCUUGCUAAAAGUUCCAGCAGUUUCUUUGUCAGGCCUUGCCUAUGUAAUAUUUCAGGGGAAUCUCCCAGCACCACUAAAGUGUUAAUGAAGCAUAGUGGUGCUCAACUUCUGGCCCAUAGGGCUGUGUCAUCUGGCCUGCGGGGCUCCCCACGGGUUCAGAAAUCUGGCAGUAGAGGAGUGGUGGCAGCAUUAGUUGCUGCGGUUUCCAGAACCACAGCAAGUAAAGUUACCACCAGUCCCCUGCCACCAAGCUUGGGAGCCCUGCAAGCCAGAUGACAUGGCCCCACGUGCCAGAUUGUGCUGGCAUCCAGGUCCCUCCACUGCCAGAUCCAGCAUGCUGGAUCAAGCCAACACACCAGAUUGCACCUGUGCACUGACCCCAUGCUGGAUCUAGCCUGCAGACUGACCCUGCCCAUGUGAUCCUCCCUGCGGACUGGCCCCACACCACUUACCGGGCCUGUGGAGCCAGAAGGUUGACAAUCAGGGUGUAGCAUCAUCUAUGCUAGCGACAGUUGGGCUGUUCUGGGAGACUUUUCUAUAAUUCCCAGUGGGAGACACUGUCUGGCCUUGUCUAUUAUUUGUCCAGUUAUUUCUAAUCUUGAACUCAUGUUCAGUGUCUAGCAUCUGGCAACAUCAGGAGCCUCUGGUAGACCACUGCCUGCACGUUAACAGCCUGACAACGGGCCAUCCUCUGAUAGGGAAGUCGAAGUUUACAGCAGAUCUGUUCACAUGCUUGGUGGCUUAGCUGAGGAAUGUCCCCCUCCAUUCUGAGGUGGCAGAGAAAACCCAGUCCGACUCCAAACUGGAAACAUUUCUAAACCUGGCACACAUUUUUCCUUUCAUAGUUCUAUGGCAACACCUGGUGUUUGGAAUCUAUUUUAUUUCUUCGUAGGCAGCUUCUUCUCUUUACACACCAAUUCUGACAUGUUCUGUGUAUAUAUUAUUUCUAUGGUAAUUUUCUCCUGUGUAUUUAAAAACUGUCUGUGUGUUCCUUCUGAUGGAAAAAUGCAAAUAUUUUGUCUGUUUUCAUGCAAACCAAAGGAUAAAAUGUUUCUUAGUGAGCUUUUCCUUUUUUAUAUAUUCUUGCUCUGUACAAGACACUGAAAUGUGUGCGAGUUUGGAACUACAGGCCAUUGAUGUUAAUGCUAAACCUGGCAAGUUUGGAAUCUCUCCAUAGCAAAAUGUUUAUUUGGCAUGUGCCAUAGAGAAUUAUCCAAAUCAUUACUCCUAUGUUUUUAAGUCUGUUGUCAUGAUCAUCUGCUAUUAAUAAGGCUGUAUGUUUGUUAUGACUUCCCUGAAAAGAAACCCAGCACUUUGAGUUGCCUCCUUUCCCCUUCCUUCUGCCAAGAGUUGUAGGACCAAAUUUUCAGCAGAUGUAAACUUGCUCAGCUUUACUGAAUCCAACAAAACUGAGCCAGUUUUACACCUCCAGAGGAUUUGGUUCAUGAUGUGUAUUACCUCAUCUGCUUGUGGCUGAGACGGGCUGCUUGAGCUUCUACAAACGUGGCCCCGGUUCCACAGUCAAAUCUGCGUAAGGGGAUCCUCGAACGCAGCAGUCCAGAUGCACCUGUGGGAUUGGGCCCUGAGUGCUCCCUGCAAGUUAUGUGGGGGGGGGGGGGGAACAGGUUUUUCAGUCACUAGGUAAACACCACUAAAUCAUUUCUAAUUUGUUUGCAGUAAAAUAUAGGGCAUAACCUCCAAGUGCCCUGUAGCAAACAGCUUCAUUAAGAUACUGUGGUCCCAGAUUUAUUCCCAUUUUCUUGUCAUGACAAACAGCCAGCCUUAUUCAGCAUAACUGUGUAUGUAUUCUGUUAGCAAGAAAAUUCAAUAAACAGAACUGUAUUUCUAAAGUA
Molecule: messenger RNA, 8729 nt
Organism: Alligator mississippiensis (American alligator)
Lineage: Eukaryota; Metazoa; Chordata; Crocodylia; Alligatoridae
Gene: COL23A1
Product: collagen type XXIII alpha 1 chain
Exons: 29
Coding region: 148-1659 (503 amino acids)
Source: RefSeq, a predicted model, not a curated record